AAAAUAAAUAAAUUCUUUCUUUUAUCUAUCUAUCUAUAUAUAUUUUGAUGCGAUGGCUUUGUUGGGUAAGACUUUCGAAUGGCACUUGCUUAAAUAGGUCUAUUCAUGGCAUUACAACCCAAGACUGUAGCUGGUGGAAAUACUUGGGCAGCAAUUUCUAUGAUAGCUCGAUUUUUUGUUGGUCCAUCAGUGAUUGCUAUAACAUCCUUUGUCAUCGGCAUCCGAGGAGUUCUUUUACGUGUUGCCAUUGUUCAAGCUGCUCUUCCUCAAGCUAUCACCUCCUUUGUAUUUGCCAAAGAAUACAAUCUCCAUGCAGAUAUAUUUAGCACAGCGGUUAUCCUUGGAACGGUGGUUUCAUUGCCUGUAACAAUAAUUUACUUCGUGCUUCUCGGACUCUAACUCGUUUGUGAAGGCCAGAGAAGAAGAAUAUAAGUUACACAUUCAGGCCUGCUGACAAAAGCAAAAUUCUUCUACUAAAGUCAUGACUACAAAAUUAUGGACAAUCUUCUUUUCUUAGUUUUUCUUUAGGAUUUAUUUUAUCAAACAACACUUCUUAAGUUCAUGAUUUUAACACUGGUGCUGUUUAACACGGAUCGGUGGAGAUCGUCCAGAAUCCUAUUGUUGGACGGAUUCAAAAAUAUUAUUUAAUUUAUAAUAUAAAAAAUUACAUAAGUAAGUUAUGAAAAAUUUAUAAAGAAAAUAAUUGUUAUAAAUAAUAAAUCAAUAGUCAAUUUUCUCACUAGUUAACCAAAAU
Cajanus cajan (pigeon pea) is the source of this 754-nucleotide messenger RNA. The record is from RefSeq and is a predicted model, not a curated record. Lineage: Eukaryota; Viridiplantae; Streptophyta; Magnoliopsida; Fabales; Fabaceae.